GUUUAGCUCGGCGACGCAUGCGCAGAUGGACACAAGCCUGUGUCUCCCCUCAGUAUCAACGGUAGACAGUCUCGUGUAACGCAAUUCUUCUGUGAAGUCGCACGAUUUCUCCUACUCGAUUUAUCUUCUGACAUAAAACUGAACUUUAACGAACAUGGCUCCUCCGACUUACAAAGAUUUGGGCAAAAGUGCUCGCGAUGUAUUUUCUAAUGGUUAUCAUUUUGGCCUCUUAAAAUUAGAUGUCAAAACCAAGACUGAUUCUGGUGUCGAGUUCUCUAGCGGUGGAGUAUCUAAUCAAGAUACUGGAAAAGUAUUUGCUACCUUGGAAACCAAAUAUAAAAUCAAGGAAUAUGGUUUGACGUUUAGCGAGAAAUGGAAUACAGAUAACACUCUUGCAACUGAUAUAACUAUCGCAGAUAAAAUAUUUAGUGGAUUUAGUAUUGGUUACAGUUGUACUUUUUCACCUCAAACUGGCACUAAAACAGGACAACUGAAGACUACUUACAAACAUGAAAAUGUAUCGGCAACUGCUGACUUUGAUUUGAGUCUUUCUACUGGUCCGCUCAUUAACGCUACUGCAGUUGUAGGAUAUCAAGGAUGGCUUGCUGGUUAUCAAGCUUCUUUCGACUCGCAGAGAAGCAAGCUUACGAAGAACAAUUUUGCUCUUGGAUUUACUGCUUCUGAUUUUGCUUUCCACACUUCUGUGGAUAAUGGACGUGAAUUUGGUGCCUCCAUUUAUCAUAAAGUAAAACCUGACUUGGAAGGUGCUAUUAAUUUGGCUUGGAAUUCCAGUAAUAAUGUGACACAAUUUGGACUUGGUACCAAGUAUAAUCUUGACAACGAUGCAAGUGUUAGGGCCAAAGUUAAUUCUCAACUUCAGAUAGGUUUGGGAUAUCAACAGAAACUUCGCGAGGGUGUAACUUUGACUCUUUCUACCAACAUUGAUGGAAAGAACUUUAGUUCUGGUGGACACAAAAUUGGUUUAGCAUUAAAUCUUGAGGCUUAAAUAUUGACGUUUACAAAGAAAAAAAAAAGACGUCUAAAAAAGUUAUGACUUCAUGACUUUUAUGUCAUAAAAACUGCAACUCAGUACAUGCUUCAAAUAAAAAUAUUACCUACAACAUAUAGAUAGGUUUAUCCUUAAAUAGAUGCCACACAAAAAUGUUAUGCAUCACUUCUAAGCAGUUACAGGGACUAACUAUAUUUAAAGUCAUGAUCGUGGGAUAAAAUACAUUGAAUUGUUACAAAAGUAUCUUCUAUAAUGCAAGUAAACAAAAAAAUAUGUGUGGUAUGAUUAUUCGUUCUUCACUUCAAUAAUAUCCUACAUACAUAUAAUAAUUUAUUGCUAAUUUGUCCGAGUAAUUUAAUUCUGUAACAAAAUAAAAUAUUUGCUACACAAUGUUGUACCAAAGAAGGGGAUAAAAUAUAUGUGAAAUUACAUUCACAUAAAUUAAUGUUAAACUUAACUGCCAUUAUGUGCUACAAGAAAAAUUGCGAUAAUGCAUGUAUAUUUACUUUGUUGACUUAUUCACACAACAGAACUUAGUACUUCUCACCAAUGAAUUUAUGUAAGAAUUCUGACAUUCAUUCACAAAACGAGCAAUACAUUUUAUUGACAAAAAAGUA
Vespula vulgaris is the source of this 1626-nucleotide messenger RNA. Its product is annotated as voltage-dependent anion-selective channel-like. The transcript has 6 exons. NCBI's taxonomy places the organism in Eukaryota, Metazoa, Arthropoda, Insecta, Hymenoptera, Vespidae. The coding region runs from base 155 to 1006 and encodes 283 amino acids. Gene Ontology annotation, molecular function: voltage-gated monoatomic anion channel activity. Gene Ontology annotation, cellular component: mitochondrial outer membrane. Gene Ontology annotation, biological process: monoatomic anion transmembrane transport. The record is from RefSeq and is a predicted model, not a curated record.